AAGUGUUUAAUCAUUAUGAAGUGAUUCAGUAAUCAGGUUAAAAUUCAUUUUACGUAAAUAAAUCUUACAAACGUAACGUGUUUUGGAGUUAUUUUUUGUCUGAUUUAACGCACUGAGUAACGGUAUGUAAAUAAUAAUAAGUGGGUGUUGUCUAUAAAAAGUAUUAUGUUUUAAAAACGAACUUAUUGACUUGGAUAUUUAUUUCUGUGCUUGGAAACACACAGGCAAAACGUUUGUAUGUUUGCACAUCAUUUUCGAUAAAAUAAGUGAAAACCAACGCCUUUAUCUUGCAAAUGAUAUGAACUAUUUAUGAACAAUGCUACAUCUUGUAAUGUUAUGGACUAUAUGUAUUCUUCCUGUAGUGUUUGGAAAACCUGUUACUCUGGAUCCUACUGCUCUCAAAAAAGAUGUGGAUACAAUCCUAAGUGACAUCGAAAUCAAGAAACCUAAUGUAAAAGGAAUAUUAUCUAACCAUAAUUUAGAUGGUAACAUCGAGGGUACAUUUCAGCUAAGUAACAUGUUUCAUCCAGAAGACAUGAGGGAAAAAUUACGCCUAUCAUCGACAUCAUCACCGGUGAAAGCGCCAGCAACGACAUCGUCAACAAGUCUAUCGCCAUCCUCCUCCUCAUCAGCAUCAUCAGUAGUCUCUUCAUCAAAAAGGAUAACAUCGGAACCUUUAACAGUUCAAACUACUGUAACUCAGAGAACAACUGCGAUACCCUCCGAUCAAGCAAAAUCACAACCGUAUUCUGAAUUAGUACAUACAGGAUUAUCUAGACCAACAACAAAACCAUCCUUAACCUCGACACAAACAAGGCAACCGCAAUAUUUAUUAACAACACCAUUUGUAGAAAAACCAGUGACAAACUUAAGAGUUAAUAAAUUGUUGAAAACUAGAGAGAAAACAACAGACUUUGUAACAACAACAAAAGCAACAACAACAACAACAGGGCAAACGGCGACUAGAGGUGUACAUGUCUCUGUUUUUCGAAAGAAAAAAGCAGUGAGCUCUGAAACAGAGAAAACAACACUUACAACAUUACUAGCAGCGUCUUCUACACCGACCACAAAAGCGGCAUCUUCUACCAGUUCUAAAACUACAAGUAAAACAGCACUCGAGAAGUCCAUAGAGUCUAAGUGUAAACAGCUAGAAAAAAUGAAAAUCCUAUUACCCAAGGCAUGCAUGAAAUAUAAAGGAAUAGGUGGUAUAUGGAAUUAAAUUCUGCAUUGCCAGAAGACCAAAAGAAACAAACUAAAGUACAUGUUUGGCAAUAAAUAAAAAAGAAAAACAUGCAUACACGAACAAAUAUAUGUACAUGUAUAUGGAUAUAUGCAAUGACUUUUUUCUUAUUGUGAUCCUUUAAUAUUUUUAAAAAAGCUAGUAAAACGAAAAGACAAAACUGUUACUGAAUUGCUAUGCAGUAUAGAUACAUGCUCUUAAAUGGCAGAGCAAGCAUGAUCUUCUCUGAACUAUGACUUUGCUAACAGCUAUUAAAAAGACAAAAGAACUCAACAUUUUAUUACUAUAUGGUCACCGGCUCUAGUACAGAUAAUCCAUACAGAACGUAAAAUUCGAACCCAAAAUUUUAUAACACGUUUAGAUGAAUAAAUAUGUAAUGGGAACGUGCCAUCAUCACCAUAUAGAUAUAUUACGCGUAUGCAGUGGAGCAAACAUACAACGCUUACAUGCAUAAGUGGAUACACUUUCAGUGCUUUCCUUUUUUGUAAGCCCCAUUAUUUUGAACCAUACAAUAAAAUUGGUGCAUGUUUUAUGUCAAAAAUCGUAAAAUAAGUUUUAUUAGUUACUGGAACAGAGCCGGAGAGAGAGUAGACACUACUCGCACCCUAGGUGGCUCCAAUUACAUGGUAAUUGAAGUGAUGGCCAGUUUACCAGCUUGCAGUUAAUAAAAAGCAAUAAAUCACAUGUAGCAGUGUUGAUAAGCCUUGAUGCAGGAAUUAAUGAAUAACAUACAUAAAAUGAUAGUGUUCUGUUUAUAGUGCAUGCAUGUGCAUUUAACUGCAUGUCUUUUAAAUUUGCCCAUUUUUUUUUCAGGAAACUUGAUAUAUGGAUAUAAGACAAAAUUAAUCAACAUCAAUUUUGUGCAAAAAUAGUUAAAAACUAUGCCAAUAAAAUGGGUCUUAUUAUUAGAAUAUAAUUCAAAGCACAGAAUAUAUUGCAUCACAAAAUUUUCUAAUUAGAAGACAAUAUUGAAAAUUUCUAUGUUAUUUAAUUUUCUAGCUGUGUAUGACUGUCUGCCUGUCUAUAAGCCAAUAAGGUAGAUCUUGCUGUGACUUCAUAAAUCUGUUUUUACAUAUUAAAACCUGUUUUAUAAGAAGAUGGCAGUCUGAAGAAUAUGCUUAUCAUUAUAAUACAUGUCUGUCUGUCUUUCUGUCUGUCACUAAAGAUGGAAUAUGCAAUAACAUGUCCUUGAAAUGGAAAAUUAUCCUGUGAUGACAAGCAAGAGCUAAAAGAACCAUUUUCAGAUUGGACCAGAUGUUGUUUAUUAUGCAUGCCAAUGUACCAUGUACAGGUCUUUAAUAAAAUUCUAUUCUGUUC
Mercenaria mercenaria is the source of this 2557-nucleotide messenger RNA. RefSeq lists its product as uncharacterized. Lineage: Eukaryota; Metazoa; Mollusca; Bivalvia; Venerida; Veneridae. The record is from RefSeq and is a predicted model, not a curated record. The transcript has 3 exons. Bases 317 to 1219 code for a protein of 300 amino acids.